Messenger RNA from Olea europaea var. sylvestris, 910 nucleotides. RefSeq names its product afadin- and alpha-actinin-binding protein. The transcript has 9 exons. The record is from RefSeq and is a predicted model, not a curated record. Lineage: Eukaryota; Viridiplantae; Streptophyta; Magnoliopsida; Lamiales; Oleaceae. Bases 44 to 736 code for a protein of 230 amino acids.
UUCUGGUUUGCAGAGAUCAUCGACUAACACGACCAGUCUGGGUAUGAGUGAAUACGCAUUUGCUGAUAUCAACAAUUUGGAGCACUGCGCCAAGUAUCUGAACCAAACCCUAGUCACCUUUGGCUUCCCGGCUUCUCUCGAUCUAUUCGCCAAUGAUCCCGUUUCAAUUGCAAGGACUUGCAAUUGUGUAUACGCGUUGUUGCAGCAGAGACAAAGAGAUAUCGAGUUCAGGGAGUCUGCCAAUGAGCAGAGACAACGACUCUUAUCAGACAUUUCAAGGUUGGAGGCCAAAGUGGAGAGGCUGGAAGCUCAGUUAUCAACCAAAGAACGAGAGAUAGCAACAAUGACUAGAACGGAAGCUAAAGCUACAGCAGCUUUGAAAGCCCAAAUAGAUAAGUUGCAGCAGGAGCGAGAUGAAUUUCAAAGGAUGGUUUUGGGUAAUCAGCAAGUGAGAACUCAACAGAUACAUGAGAUGAAGAAAAAAGAAAAAGAGUACAUAAAGUUGCAGGAGAAGCUAAAUCAAGUAAUGAUGGAAAAAAAGAAGGAAUCUAGAUCGGGCAUGGAAAUUAUGAAUCUACUACAGAAAGAAGGGCGGCAGCGUGGGACAUGGAAUGGGAAGAAGGCUGACAAUGACUUCUAUAAAAAGAUUGUGGAUGCUUAUGAAGUGAAAAACCAAGAACUGGUGGCUGAGAAUGCAGAUUUAAGGGCAUUGCUACGUUCAAUGCAGGUAAUAUGAAAGCUUUAUGAAUGGAAAUACUGUGUAAUAUGUCAUAACCAGUGGACAUUUCUUUUCAGAUAUUUAUAUUUUCUUAUUUUAAUUUAUACAAAUACAAAGAAUCAGGCUUGCACUUGCUUUUCUUACUAUAUACAACCUGGCAAAGGAAUAGUAUUGAGGUUUUGUUUAUGCAAA